CCGUUUCCUCCGAUGUCCCCAGUCUCGGCACUCUCGAACACGCAAGUUUCACCGAAUGCUCUGAGCAAAAUAAACCAGUCUCGGCGUGCCUCCAGGUCGUCCCUGGCUGCAGUUAUCGGAGCCCAGCGGGGCGAAGAGGAAGACGCUCUGUUGGACAAAGUGCUCGAGCGCCACGUGGUCAACCCGACCAGCGAUGCGACCGCCCAGCGCCGUGGCGCGCCCGUGCUGUUCGCGGUGGCGGCCGUCAUCACGCUGCCCAUCGUGGCGCUGGUGCUGUUCGCCGUGCUGGCCAAGACGCAGAUAAACGUGCAAGUGGACGCCGCAUGGGGUACUCUAUCCACCCUGAUAGUAUAUAUACCAUGUAUGUAUGUCGCGAACGGAGAACAGGCUCUGCAUACCUUGAGGUAAAGAUUUAACGCUAAUCUACUAUACUGAGCCAUUUCGCAUCUGCGACCUUUGAACUUUCGAGAGCGAGUCCAGCAUGGCUGCCAGGGCUU
Molecule: messenger RNA, 497 nt
Organism: Rhipicephalus sanguineus (brown dog tick)
Lineage: Eukaryota; Metazoa; Arthropoda; Arachnida; Ixodida; Ixodidae
Exons: 2
Coding region: 13-408 (131 amino acids)
Source: RefSeq, a predicted model, not a curated record